Fusarium keratoplasticum is the source of this 1572-nucleotide messenger RNA. Its product is annotated as MFS domain-containing protein. Lineage: Eukaryota; Fungi; Ascomycota; Sordariomycetes; Hypocreales; Nectriaceae. Gene Ontology annotation, cellular component: membrane. Gene Ontology annotation, biological process: transmembrane transport. The transcript has 6 exons. Gene Ontology annotation, molecular function: transmembrane transporter activity. Bases 1 to 1572 code for a protein of 523 amino acids. The record is from RefSeq and is a predicted model, not a curated record.
AUGGGCAAGCUCGAAACCAACUCGGACCCGAACCAGUUCUCCCGUCCCAGGGACGACGAGGAGGCUCUCACGCUCCGCAAUGAUUGGAGUCCACAGGAGGAGCGCAAGGCCAAGCGCAAGCUCGACCUUAUCAUCAUGCCCCUCCUGACGCUUGGCUUCUUCUGCCUCCAGCUCGAUCGAGGCAACAUUGCCAAUGCCAUCACCGACAACUUCAUGGAGGAUGUCCACGUCACGCAGAACCAGUUCAACGUCGGCCAGCAGAUGCUCUCGCUGGGCAUCGUGCUCUUCGAGAUCCCCUCCAACAUGAUCCUCUACCGUGUCGGCCCCGGCAAGUGGCUGACCCUGCAGCUCUUCCUCUUCGGCACCGUCAGUACCUUCCAGGCUUUCCAGAACAACUACGGAUCCUUCAUCGCGACUCGAUUCCUCCUCGGUAUUACUGAGUCUGGUUUCAUCCCCGGUGGUCUCUGGACCCUCUCGACUUGGUAUACCCGCAAGGAAACCGCCAAACGUGUCAUGUUCUUCUACUUUGGUAACCAGUUCGGUCAGGCUUCCUCCAAGCUCCUGGCCUAUGGUAUCCUCCACAUGCGCGGUGUCGGCGACAAGGCUGGUUGGUUCUGGCUGUUUGUGCUCAUGGGCGGCUUCACCGUCGUGAGCGGCUUCAUCCUCGGUUUCUGCCUCCCCGACUCCUUCAAGAACCCUCGCAGCACCUUCCUGCCCAACUACAGCUUCUUCACUGAGAGAGAACUGCACAUUCUGCAGACCCGUGUUCUCCUUGAUGACCCGAUGAAGGGCAAGAAGAAGAAGAAGAUUGGCCUGACUGCUUUCAAGAAGGCUUUCUCCAACUGGCGUCUCUGGGUCCACGUCAUCAUCACCCUUGCCAACAACGGCCCCCAGCGUGCCUUUGAUACCUACUCGCCUUCCAUUGUCAAGAGUUUCGGUUUCGCUGGCCUCACUAGCAACGCCUUGGCCUCCGUCGGUCUCUUCCUGCAGAUUCCUGUCUCCUGGACUUUCAGUUAUGUCUCCGAUCACUACAAUAAGCGACCUGAGACUGUCAUGGCUGGCCUGAGCAUGCAUUUGCUCGGUUACGUCUUUAACCGUAUCUUCACUGAGCUCAGCAUCCGAGGUGUCAGCUACUUUGGUGUUGUCUGGACUCAGACCUUUGGUACCUUUUCGCAUCCCCUCAACAUUGCUUGGAUGUCGCUUGCUUGCGACGACUCCGAGGAACGAGCCCUUGCCAUGGCUAUGGUCAUUAUGGGUGCCAACAUCGCCGGUAUCUACGGUGCCCAGAUUUUCCGAUCCGACGACAAGCCCAAGUACCGCCGCGGCUUCACCAUCAACAUCGUCGUCCUCAGCAUCGGCCUCGGUCUUGCCAUUCUCCGAUUCUUCGACGACAAGAUCUGGCGUCGUAGCAAGGUCGCUCAAAUCGAGGCCCAGCUUGCCCGCGAGAACGGCAACGACAGCAACAGCGAUGAGAAGUCUGGUUCCAGGACACCUGACCACCUUCCUACUCAUGGCCUUGAGAAGACGUCCCCGGUUGAGCUGAACGCUGCUGUCCGACCCACACAUGGUUAA